UUCAUUAAACUCUUUCUCUUUGGAAUGCAAAUAAUAUUUAGUUAUUGUUGAAAUGUUGCGUGUCGUGCUCUCUGUACUUUGGGUGCUUGCAUUUUUUGAAAUUUGUCAUUGUGAUGAUGGAUUUUACACAAUCGUUGUGUCCGAAAAUUUGAGACCACAUUCUGAUUAUCGUGUAUCAGUAUCGAUUCACAAUCAAAGCACACCGGUCACCAUAAAAUUGAGCAUUGAAGAUGAAGACGAUACAAUUGUUACAAAAGAAGUAACACUCACAUCCGACAAAACCGAAUUGAUUAAUUUACCGGUAGACGAUCUAAUCGUGAACAAUAAUUUUAAAUUUACGGCCGAAGGCAUUGACGGAAUUAUUUUCAAAAAUGUCACAUUAUUGAAUGUUGAAUCGAAAAAUUGCUCAAUUUUCAUACAAACGGAUAAAGCGAUUUAUAAACCGGGCGAAUCAAUCAAAUUUCGCAUUUUAGUUCUUGACUUCAAUCUCAAGCCAAUCGAAUUGGAUAAUAGCCACUUGAAAGUGUACAUAAUGGAUUCGGAAAAAAAUCGCAUAAAACAAUGGAAAGAGAGUCAAUUAAAUACGGGCAUCUUUUCGGCUGAAUUACCACUUUCCGAGUCACCGGUGCUUGGCGACUGGACAAUUACGGCCGAAGUUGGUGAAGAGGUGAAAAGUAAGACACUUCAAAUCGAAGAGUAUGUGUUGCCAAAAUUUGAUGUUAAAAUCGAUUCAUCGGAGCACUUCAAUGUUAAAGAUGGUAAAAUACGUGCUAUAAUUCGAUCGAAGUACACGUAUGGUAAAUUGGUGAAGGGUCGUGCAAUCGUAACAGUAAAACCAACAAGCUACCUUGCAUGGUCGACGCGUCGUGAAACAGACACAGUUGCUAAAACAAUCCCAAUUGAUGGCAAAGGUACCAUCGAAUUAGAUAUCACCGAUGAUUUGCACAUUCAACCGGAUGAAUUUAAACGGAGCACAACGUACGCCCUGUCUGCUGUCGUUGUUGAAGAAUUGACAGGUCGUAAUCAAAGUGCAUCGAAGGAUAUAACAAUUCAUCAGUUGCGGUAUAAAAUCAAAGCGUUGGAUCUCGAUCCACAAUUUCAAAGUGGCAUACCGGUUCGUGUAAUGGUUGCUGUCACGUAUCAAGACGAUAAACCCGUUCAUGUGAACUAUGUCGUCAACCGGGAUAUUGUUAUUUUGAAAAUACCAAAUAAUAAAAAUCUUAGUGAAACAUACACAAAACAUGAACUAUCUAACAAUGGUACGGUCUUGGUGAGCAUUCCAACAUCGAAGAAAGACGAAAGUGGUUUUAUAUUGAAGGCAAAAUAUAUGGACGAAGAUGCCGAAAUUGGCUACCUGUUUCCAUCGAGCAAUGUUGAACCGACAAAUUUAGAGAUUAAAGUAUUAACUAAGAAACCAACUUUGAACAAAGAGAUAUUUGUUGAGAUUCAGUCAACCGACAUUCUUGAACAUUUUACAUAUCAAAUUAUCAGCCAGGGUCGACUCGUUUAUUCGGAUAGUUUUGAUGUGCCACAACGAAAUUAUCACGUCUUUAACUUUUUGGCCACAUUCGAUUUGUUGCCGACGGCACAUCUCAUUGUUUAUUACUUCAAAAAUGAUGAAAUUGUUUCAAAUAAAAUUGACAUUGACAUACGAGACAAUUUGAACAAUUUUAUUAAAGUAAAAUUGUCGGAAACACGCAUUCAACCGGGCGAUAGUGUCAACAUUGAUAUCAUAACCAAACCUAAAUCACGCAUCGGACUACUUGGUGUCGAUCAAAGUGUUUUAUUGCUUAAAAAGAAUAACGAUUUAUCGAUUGAAGAUGCAUGGAAUGAACGUGAACUCUACCAAUAUCAAUUCUACGAACGAAAUGCAAGAUUAACAACAUUUGGACAUUCACCAUAUUUUUAUAAUAAAUAUUGGGGUGAUUUUCAGUCAACACGAAUGAUAUUGUUUACAAACGCAAAACAAGAUGUCUAUCCCAUAAUUCGAGAGUCAUACAAACCGCUUUUGUUCAAUAAAGCCGGUGUUGCACAUCCAGAAACAUUGACAUCAGCUAUGUACGCCAAUCAACCGAGUAAAAUUCAAAGGCAUCCAUCUCAACCUCCGACUGCUGCACCAUCGCAUGUUCCAAAAAUGCGAAAAGAUUUUCCGGAAACUUGGCUUUGGCAAACAAUCAACAUUGAUGAUGAAAAUGGAACAUAUAGUAUGAAGCAAAAUGUGCCUGAUACAAUAACAUCAUGGGUGAUUAGUGCAUUCUCCAUAGAUCCGAUAACUGGUCUUGGAUUAACAAAAAAACCGCGUGUAUUGGAGGUGUUUCAACCAUUUUUCGUUUCAUUGAAUUUACCAUAUUCGAUGAAACUUGGUGAAAUCUUAUCGAUUCCGGUGGCAAUUUUCAAUUAUAUGGAAAUCGAUACCGACGCCGAUGUAACAAUUCACAAUAACAACAAUGAAUUUGAAUUCAUUGAAGACACAAACCAAAAUCAAACGACAUCAAGUUUAGAGCGAUCGAUGAAACUUACAAUUGUUUCAAAUCAUGGUUCGAGUACAUCGUUUAAAAUUCGUCCGAAGAAAAUCGGUGCGAUUUCAAUAAAAGUCACAGCAACAUCACCACUUGCUGGCGAUUCGAUUGUACAAAUUUUACACGUUGAACCGGAAGGAAUUGCAAAGUUCAAGAAUAAAGCUUUAUUUGUCGAUUUAAAUGAUGUGACAUCGUUUGAAUCGAUGUUAACCGUUGACAUUCCCGAUGAUAUAAUAUUGGAUUCGUUAAAAAUCGAUGUGAAUUGCGUCGGUGAUUUGCUCGGCGGUACAAUCAAAAAUCUCAACAAAUUGAUUCGCUUGCCAUCCGGUUGUGGUGAACAGAAUAUGUUGAAUUUUGUACCGAACAUCGUGAUUUUAAAGUAUUUGAAAGUGGUUGGCCAACUGAAGGCUGGCAUUGAACGAAAAAUAAAAUUGUAUACGGAAAAAGGCUAUCAGCGGGAGCUUACUUAUCGUCACAACGAUGGUUCGUUCAGUGCAUUUGGAAAAUCGGAUAAAAGUGGCAGCACAUGGUUAACGGCAUUCGUUGCAAAAUCGUUUCGACAGGCAGCAUCAUUCAUUGAUGUCGAUGAAAAUAUCAUCGAUGACGCAUUGAAAUGGUUGAGUAAAAAACAGAAUAAAGACGGAAGUUUCCUCGAAAUUGGAACGGUGUCACACAAAGCAAUGCAAGGUGGUUCGGGUAAAGGUGUUGCAUUAACCGCAUACGUAUUGACAGCAUUUUUAGAAAAUCGAGAUGUGGAAACAACUUAUGAUGAAACUAUAAAUAAAGCCAUUGACUAUAUUACAAAAUCACUUGAGGCACAACAUAAACAUCACAUAAAUGAUAUCUAUGCACUGGCUGUGGCUGCAUAUGCAAUGCAACUGGCAGACCAUCCGAAUAAAGACGAUUUUCUGGCUAAACUAUUGAAAAAAGCAACAACCAAAGAUGAAACAAAAUGGUUGUCUAGAUAUGAGGUAGCAUCGAAAAAUUCAACAAAUAGAUCAUCGAAAACAUUAAACAUCGAAAUUACGUCGUAUGGACUGUUGGCGAUACUCGAAAGUGGUCAAUUUGCCGAUGGAUUUCCGUACUUCAAGUUUUUACUGAGUCAACGCAAUAAUAAAGGUGGAUUUAUUGGUACACAAGACACGGUGAUGGGAUUACAAGCCCUAGCCAAAUUUGCCGAACGAAUUUCGAUUCGCGAUAAUAAUAUUGAAAUUAUGGUGCAUACUGAUAAUUUACCAAAUCACACAUAUUUCAAUGUUAAUCCAGAAAACGCUUUGAUUUAUCAAUCGCACGAAUUACCGUCAACCAUUCGUGCAAUCAAUAUCACUGCAAAUGGACAUGGUUUUGCACUAUUUCAGCUAUCAUAUAAAUAUCAUACAAACAAAAUCGAAAUGGAGCCAUCGUUCAAAUUGAAACCAAAUACACUGAAUAAUUCGAAUGAAGCUUACCUCAAGCUACAAGUUUGCGUCACAUAUGAACCGAUCAAAAGUAAAGAGAAACGAACAAAUAUGGUGAUCCUGGAAGUAGCUUUGCCCAGUGGUUAUGUUGCCGAAUCCGAUACAUUAAUCAAUGUAUCCAAUUCAUAUAAUGUGAAAAAAGUCGAAACGAAAAAUGCUGACACCAUAUUCAUUGUGUAUUUUGAUAAUUUCGAAAUAAAUAAAGAAAUUUGCCCCGUAUUUGAUGCAUUCAGAGCGCACAAAAUAGCCGAACAAAAGCCAGUUCCCAUCUCGGUUUACGACUACUAUGACAGCAGCGAUCGUGCAACUGCAUUUUACAGUGCACCGCAAUACAACAACAUCAUUUGAUAUGAUU
Molecule: messenger RNA, 4331 nt
Organism: Contarinia nasturtii (swede midge)
Lineage: Eukaryota; Metazoa; Arthropoda; Insecta; Diptera; Cecidomyiidae
Product: CD109 antigen-like
Exons: 13
Coding region: 53-4324 (1423 amino acids)
Cellular component (GO): extracellular region
Molecular function (GO): endopeptidase inhibitor activity
Source: RefSeq, a predicted model, not a curated record